Rubroshorea leprosula is the source of this 628-nucleotide messenger RNA. Lineage: Eukaryota; Viridiplantae; Streptophyta; Magnoliopsida; Malvales; Dipterocarpaceae. The record is from the annotation of a GenBank genome assembly.
GAUCUGCAAAACACUUUUUCCUUAGAAUAUUAUAAUUAUAAUUAGGAGGUUUUCCAUGUUACUCUAGUAACCAAUAAAUAUGAUCUGUCUGCCACUGAUCUCUGUGCACUGUCUAAACACAAAACAAGGACGACAUGGUGCCAAUCAGCCCCACCCCUUAUGCAGUUCUUUACCAAUAUUGAGAAUAUAAGGUUCAGUGUUUCAUCAUCAAUUAAUGGUAAUGAAAAUGAGCUUGAUUGGCAAUUUUAUGUAUUGUUUAGCUGAUGACCGCUUGCUAGAAGCUGUCAAAUUUCUGGAUCUCAGUAUUGGUGCUGUUUGGGAACUGCUUCAGGCAAUGCUGAAUCCCGACUUUAGAAAACGGCCAAUUGCAGAAUCUGUUCUCAAUCAUCAAUUCCUGACUGCUGCUGUUCAUAGUUCCAAAGAUUGAACAUACAUACCAUCUUUUUGUCGGCCCAUGGCUCUUUAAGUGAGUUCAAAUUUUAUUUAUGAACUAUUUCUUUUCUUCGUUAUAGGACAAACUCUUCAGAAUGUAUAAUUACUUAACAGCUAGUAGCUUCUAGAGAUGUUUCAUGGUACCGAAUUGCUAUAUUGCUUUGGUUUGCCUGUUUAAUCAAUGAUAUCUAGAAGU